UGACUUCAGUCUAGUGUCAUCCUGGCUGCGUAACGCGACGCAUCGCGCAACCCGACCAACCCGCUCCCCACACUUGUCUUUUAUAAAUAUUUUUUCCCCCCUCUACUUUUCGCUCUCUCUCUCUCUCUCUCUCUCUCUCUCUCUCUCUCUCUCUCUCUCUCUCUCUCUCUCCUUCCGCGAUCUGUAAACCGGCGAGGAAUAAUGGACCGCCGGUGAAUCAUGGACCCUGGCCAAGAGCGACAGUAAACUGCAACCGCGAAAAGAUUUUCGCGCACGAGAUUAAUUAGGCGAGGGAUUCAGGCGUACCCGAGCCGAUUUCUGAUAGACGAAGAAAAAAAGAGGAAGAGAGAGAGAGAGAGAGAGAGAGAGAGAGAGGGAGAGAGAGAAAGAGACAUCGAGAGAGAGAGACAAUAAAAGAGCCGCAUCUUCUUACCGAGUCGCGCUGAACGCACGUGACUCUUGACGUUUCGCGUUGGCAAGGACGACCACGGCCACCAAACGUUCCGCCACGCGCUUCCCACCUUCACGUUCCCGUGUGAGCCCGUCGCGAUACUAUACUGACACCACCAUGUGGUCCAUAGAACCGGGCAGCUUCACCUCCAACGGGAGCAUGAUCGUCGUGAGCAACAGGUUGCCAUUUGUGCUUAAGAGGAACGAGAUAACCGGUCAGCUGGAGCGCAAAGCCAGCGCCGGUGGUCUGGUAACUGCGGUGGCGCCUGUUGUUAUAAACGGAAAUGGAGUGUGGGUCGGAUGGCCGGGUAUGCAUAUGGAAAACCCGAAUGAGCCAAUUCCCGAAUCAGAUCCCAACGAUCGCACGCCAACGGCUGGUCUAUUAUCGCGUAAGGUAGUAGCGGUUCACGUUGAUGCCGGCAUCUUUGACUCGUACUACAACGGAUGCUGCAAUGGAACCUUCUGGCCUCUCUUCCAUUCUAUGCCUGAUCGAGCGACCUUCAUCGCGGAACACUGGCGCGCGUAUUCCGCGGUCAACGAACAGUUCGCCGCGAAGACAGUUGGUGCACUGGAACAAAUUCAUAAGGAACAAGAGAACCAGCAGAACGGAACGCCAUUGGUAUGGGUCCAUGAUUAUCACUUGAUGUUAGCCGCUAAUUGGAUUAGACAGGCGGCCGAAGAGAAGGAUCUCAAGCUUAAAUUAGGUUUCUUCCUUCACAUACCCUUUCCUCCAUGGGAUAUCUUCAGGCUGUUCCCGUGGGCCGACGAAAUCCUGCAGGGUAUGCUGGGAUGCGACAUGGUGGGUUUCCACAUACAGGAUUAUUGCCUGAACUUCGUCGAUUGCUGCCAGAGGUGUCUCGGUUGCAGAGUGGAUCGUAAGAACCUACUGGUUGAACAUGGUGGUAGAACGGUGCGGGUAAGACCGCUGCCUAUCGGUAUACCAUUCGAUAGGUUCGUUUCAUUGGCAGAGACCGCAACAAAAGUCAUGCAGUCGAAUCAGAAGAUCGUCCUCGGCGUCGAUCGACUCGAUUACACGAAGGGCCUGGUUCACAGAUUAAAGGCCUUCGAGAUGCUGUUAGAGAAACAUCCCGAGCAUCGCGAACAGGUGACGAUGCUUCAAAUCGCAGUACCCUCACGCACGGACGUCCGCGAGUAUCAGGAUUUGAAGCUCGAGAUGGAUCAACUGAUCGGCUGCAUAAACGGUCGCUUCACAACACCCAAUUGGUCGCCCAUACGUUACAUUUACGGCUGCGUGAGUCAGGACGAGCUAGCGGCGUUCUACAGGGAUGCCGCCGUCGCUCUCGUCACACCACUCCGGGACGGUAUGAAUUUAGUCGCCAAGGAAUUCGUUGCCUGUCAAAUCAAUACACCGCCAGGUGUGCUGAUAGUGUCGCCUUUCGCUGGAGCCGGCGAAAUGAUGCAUGAAGCUUUGAUUUGCAAUCCUUAUGAGAUCGACGAGGCCGCGGAGGUGAUUCACAGGGCGCUCACCAUGCCCGAAGACGAACGCACAUUAAGAAUGAAUCACUUACGUCGGCGUGAGAGGAUAUAUGAUGUUAACUACUGGAUGAAGUCCUUCCUUCAGGUCAUGGGAUCUCUCGAGGAGCACGACUCCGUGGGCGCUACUACAAUGCAGCCCGUGACUAUGGAUGAUUUCGACGAUUAUUUGAGCAAGUACAUCGGAGAUAAUCAUAAAUUGGCGCUUUUGUUGGAUUACGACGGUACGUUGGCGCCCAUCGCCACGCAUCCCGACCUGGCGAUCUUGCCGCUCGAAACGAAGAACGUCUUGCAAAGGUUGUCGAAUAUGUCAGAUGUUUACAUCGCGAUUAUAUCAGGCAGAAACGUGAUCAAUGUAAAAUCGAUGGUCGGAAUAGAGGGUAUCACGUAUGCCGGCAAUCAUGGACUGGAGAUUCUGCAUCCGGACGGCAGCAAGUUCGUCCAUCCAAUGCCUGCCGAAUUAGAGGAUAAGGUGGCCAGUUUGAUGCAAACGCUUCAGGAACAGCUCUGCAGGGACGGUGCUUGGGUCGAAAAUAAAGGUGCGCUUCUCACGUUUCAUUAUCGUGAAACUCCGAUGGAGAGUCGUCCCAGGAUGGUCGAUCAGGCUAAACGACUUAUCGAGGGUGCUGGAUUCAAGGCCUGUACAGCUCAUUGCGCCAUCGAGGCGAAACCACCGGUCGAAUGGAACAAAGGACGUGCUUCUAUUUACAUCCUGCGCACGGCAUUUGGUCUAGAUUGGAGCGAGCGUAUUAGAAUUAUAUACGCCGGCGAUGAUGUUACGGACGAGGACGCGAUGAAGGCAUUGAAAGGUAUGGCGGCUACUUUCCGCGUGGCAUCAUCGCACAUCAUUCGCACGUCCGCGGAGAGACGUUUGCCCAGUACGGAUUCGGUUCUGACGAUGUUGAAGUGGGUCGAGAGGCAUCUCAGCAGGCGCAAGCCUCGCAACAGCAUCGACAUCCCGGGCAUCCCAUCACGAUUUCGACGCGGCAGUGGUGGUAUUACGAUGGAGAUGUCUUAUACCCCGCCAAAAACACCUCUCGAAUCAUAGGUGAUGCUCAAAUGUUCUCUGUUAGCAUAUCAGGUAUAUGUGGAGUGAUAUAUAUCUAUCAUAGGAUUAUAAUGUACUCGUAGCGUAAAGUCAGCCAACAUAGAGGAGCAAGAGAUAACAAAGAAAUCACAGCUGAAAGCUGAAAAGAAAUUAACGAGGCCCAUGCCUAAACUUCAUGUUGAGUAUAGGUGUUAAAGAGACUCGCGAUCAAAAAAUCCAAAGAAACGAAAUGAUUCUUCUUAAUUGAGAAGUGUAAUAAUAAUAUAUUAUAUUAUCAAUAGAGUCGUUAAUGCGGAGUUUAAGAAGUACGAAGAAUCAAAUCGUUACGUUGACUCUCUAGCUUUGUCGAUGUAUUUUCUGAUCGGUUAGACCUUAGUCCGAGAAAAAUAUUGAACUCGUGUACGAAGUACAUUACGAUGUUUUCCAUGCAACUGAAACUUCUAUUUUGGCUCUGUACAACAGAAAGAUAUAUAUAUUAUAUAUCUAUAUUUUCGAUGUACGUAAUUUUACCGAAUUUAUAAUUGUAUCAUAUGAAACACGAUACAUACUAGUUUCUCCACGAAGAUAUAGCAUUUAAAUACUUAGUUUUUAGAUUCGCGUCGCUCAGUAAAAAGAUAAACAUUCGUCAGAUAACACUGAAUCCCGCAUACUAUCUUUAUUAGUUGCGUUUUAUCUCGUUAACGAUUUCUAUCGGUAGAAUAGCAAUGACGAAAGAAUACUUCUUAAGAUAAUACUUACGAAGUAUGUUUUUCUUUACAAAUGUUUUAAUUAAUUUAUUUGUUUUUUCUUCCUCUUUCUCCUCCUUAUUUUAUCAAUAAUGUUCCGAAUACACACAUAUUACAAGUAUUAAAAAUAUUAAUCAUUAAAUUUUUGGAUAAACAUGACACUAAGGAUUUUUUAUUGGAUUCUAUAAUUUCUCUGAGAAAAAUAAACGCAUCGCGGGUGCAAGUUAUCUCUGAUAUUAAAACUAGGUUCUUUAACAGAGCAAUUGGAAUCAUUCUCAUGUCUAAGAAUAGAAAUUUAAUUCACAAUAUUAUAGACUGUCUACUUAUUAUACAAUUAUACAAUCCCGUAACAAGUUAUCCAAAACCGGAGUGCCAAUUUCUUUUUCGUGUCAUACAAUUUACAAUAAAAAUGUCAUUGUCAUAUAAUUACAAUGAAACCUUAACGCACUUUCAGAAAUAAGAAUUAUGUUAAUCUAUAGCGAACGCGUAAAUUGUGGAAACGUAUGAUUUCGUGCGAGAGAGCAAAAAAAAGCAAAAUCUAAAAAAAA
Messenger RNA from Trachymyrmex septentrionalis, 4265 nucleotides. It is a transcript of the gene Tps1, whose product is annotated as alpha,alpha-trehalose-phosphate synthase [UDP-forming]. The record is from RefSeq and is a predicted model, not a curated record. Gene Ontology annotation, cellular component: cytosol; alpha,alpha-trehalose-phosphate synthase complex (UDP-forming). Gene Ontology annotation, molecular function: catalytic activity. Bases 569 to 2992 code for a protein of 807 amino acids. Gene Ontology annotation, biological process: trehalose biosynthetic process. The transcript has 10 exons. NCBI's taxonomy places the organism in Eukaryota, Metazoa, Arthropoda, Insecta, Hymenoptera, Formicidae.